This is a messenger RNA of Python bivittatus (Burmese python), 1041 nucleotides long. The record is from RefSeq and is a predicted model, not a curated record. Lineage: Eukaryota; Metazoa; Chordata; Lepidosauria; Squamata; Pythonidae.
UCAAGUCGGGGUCCUUCUUCUACCUUUUUUGCACUGCCAUUGGCUGCCUCUACUCUGUCUCCUGGCUCCUCCUCCCAGGUAUCUACCCUUCCGCCACCAUGCAUCGCUCGCUGCCUCCUCUCCAUCGUUUUUGUUGUGUGGCGAGCGGUCUCGCGUCCCAGGUCCAAAGCGUUCGCCUGCUGCGCUGCUUCUACAGUCAGCCCCUGCAACGAGGAAUGGCUAGUCAGCCAUCUUUUAGAAUUGAAUAUGAUACUUUUGGUGAACUCAGUGUUCCAAAUGACAAGUAUUAUGGUGCACAGACUGUGAGAUCUACAAUGAAUUUUAAGAUUGGUGGUGCAACUGAACGGAUGCCAGUUCAAGUAAUAAGAGCUUUUGGUAUCUUAAAACGAGCAGCUGCUGAAAUAAACCAGGAUUAUGGCCUCGAGGCUAAGAUUGCUAAUGCCAUUAUAAAGGCAGCAGAUGAGGUAUCUGAAGGUAAAUUAAAUGAUCACUUUCCUUUGGUGGUAUGGCAAACUGGAUCUGGAACUCAGACUAACAUGAAUGUUAAUGAAGUCAUCAGCAACAGAGCCAUUGAGAUACUGGGAGGUAAACUGGGGAGCAAGGACCCAGUACAUCCUAAUGACCAUGUUAAUAAAAGCCAGAGCUCAAAUGAUACAUUUCCCACUGCAAUGCAUAUUGCUGCUGCAUUGGAAGUUCAUGAAGUGCUGUUACCAGGGCUACAGAAGCUUCAAGAUGCCCUUGAUGCCAAGGCAAAAGAGUUUUCUGAAAUUAUUAAAAUUGGACGUACUCAUACACAGGAUGCAGUUCCUCUUACUCUUGGCCAGGAAUUCAGCGCUUAUGUGCAACAAGUCAAAUAUGGCAUCGCAAGGAUCAAAUCAGUCAUGCCAAGAGUCUAUGAACUGGCAGCUGGUGGCACUGCAGUUGGCACAGGACUGAAUACGAGAAUUGGUUUUGCUGAGAAGGUUGCAUCUAAAAUAGCUGCACUUACAAGUAAGAAAAAACAUGAAAAAUAAUCUUGAUGAGUUGGUCUCAACUUGCUAG